This is a messenger RNA of Xenia sp. Carnegie-2017, 1717 nucleotides long. Its product is annotated as COP9 signalosome complex subunit 1-like. Gene Ontology annotation, cellular component: COP9 signalosome. The transcript has 19 exons. Bases 75 to 1478 code for a protein of 467 amino acids. The record is from RefSeq and is a predicted model, not a curated record. Lineage: Eukaryota; Metazoa; Cnidaria; Anthozoa; Malacalcyonacea; Xeniidae.
UACAACAUGGAGGUUUUCUAAAAUAUAUUGUGUAACUGUGUUUAAAAAUCAUCAUAUAAAUUACCGUUUUUAAGAUGCCUUUGGUGGUACGAGCUGUUGACCAGGGAUUUCUUGAGCCGAUGCAUGUGGAUUUCGUAUCUGGUAGUGAUGGCUCAGCUGAUAGCGAUUUUACAGUGGAAUCAACCACUCUUGAACUCGAGACUUUCAUGACGAAUUACACUGGAUUGUCAAGGCUUCAUCGUCUGCUCUUCAUCGCUAAACAUUGUCCUGCUCUAGAGCUUGAAGCCCUGAAACUUGCCCACAGUAUUGUGAAACAGACAUACAACACUCAACUUUAUUCCCAGAUCAUAACUCAGCUCAGCGAAGCAAGUGCAAGGUUGGGAAGCCAUGAGAAUGUUCAAGUGGAUACAAAAUGGGUUGAAACAAGCAAUAAAAAGGCGGCUGUAAAGUUGGAACACCUGGACUCAGAUUUGAAGACACACAAGGCCAACACAAUCAAAGAAAGUAUAAGACGUGGUCACGAUGAUCUUGGUGAUCAUCAUUUGGACUGUGGAGAUCUGAAUAAUGCGCUCAAAUGUUAUUCAAAAUCAAGAGAUUAUUGUUCAAUGCCAAAACAUGUCAUCAGUAUGUGUCUAAAUGUUAUAAAGGUCAGUGUGUUGUUAAAGAACUGGGCUCACGUACUGAAUAUUGUCAACAAGGCCGAGAGUUCAGUGGAGCUGUUGAGGGAGCAACCCGAGAAGCCCGCGAAUCUUUUCAUAUCGACAAAACUAAAGUGUGCUGCUGGUCUGGCGGAGUUAGCAUUGAAGAAAUAUAAAUGUGCCGCUAGACAGUUCUUACAAGCUCAAUUUGAUCAUUUUGACUACAAAGAGUUAAUUUCUGCUCACGAUGUUGCUCUCUAUGGCGGUCUUUGUGCAUUGGCAACGUUUGAUCGACAAGAAUUACGCAAUAAAGUUCUCUCUAACAGUUCCUUCAAACUGUUUCUGGAGCUGGAUCCUCAAAUGCGAGACAUCCUUCACAAAUUUUAUGAAUCGCAGUACGCAAGUUGUCUCAAAAUUUUGGACGACGUGAAGGACAAUUUUCGUUUGAACAUUCAUCUAUCGUCUCACGUGAACUCAUUGUACGGUUUUAUAAGAAACCGUGCUUUGAUUCAGUAUUUCAGUCCCUAUGUUUCUGCGGAUAUGGGAAAGAUGGCGACCAGUUUUAAUACGACCGUUUCAGAUUUAGAAGAUGAACUUACUAAGCUUAUUCUUGACGAUCAAAUCCAAGCGAGAAUUGACUCCCAUAACAAGAUACUCUAUGCUCGUCAGAUUGAUCAAAGAACAACGACGUAUGAGAAAGCGAUUAAAAUGGGAAACGAUUACGAGAAACGUGCAAAGUCUCUGAUCAUUCGAACUGCCGUCAUUAGCAACCAGAUUUUUGUCAAGAGCCCGCCACCACGCGAUCGUGAACCGACCGCAGUUGAUUCUGGGACACGAUAGGUGUCACGUGAGUAGUUGGGCAAUGCGCCGUAUUGAAUUCAUGUGUCAGCGGUUGGCAUCAUUAGCGACAAAUUAUAAGUCGUCGACCUCAAAUGUUAUGUGUUAAAUGGUUGAAAUUAAGACCACUAAAGACCUAAAUCUUUUGUAUAAUAUUAUUGGCGAUAUUGAGAAAAUUAAAAUGAUAUAUUAUAGCGAUGAAACUUGCAAUAUAAAGGAUUGGGUUGAGGCCACCCGCCAUA